AUUUAUGAAUAAUUCAAGAUCAACAGUCAGAAAAGGAACAAAUAAUCUUCCAAUUUAAACUGGAGACUUGGAAGAAUAUAUGUAAUGAUUGGAUAAACUAUAUAAUUAGAUAAAUAUUGUAUGAUCAUUAAAAGAGUUGUGAGAAGGCAGGAAAAUAUUUGGAAGCAGAUUAAGCAAAAAAAAGAUUGGGGGAAUUAAAAAAAGAUUUGGAUUCAAAAAAUAAGAUUGAAGUCAAGGAUAGACAUACCAAUGAAAAAUAAGAAAUUGAGAAGGCCCAUCUUGAAGAAUUUAAUCAAUUUAACGAAUUCUGGGAUCAAAAAAUGGCUGAAUUUGAUUAAGAGGCCUAAAGAGUGAAGGAAUAGGUUCUUUAAAGACAUGAUGAAGAGUUGAAUCAAUUCACAGAUGAAUUGGAAAACUCAAUUCCUGUUAAACCAAAAGAUUCAGCAGAACUACUUAGUUUAAGAAAGACCGAGGAAUCUUUGGCAAGAUAAGAAAAGUAUAAAUGUAAUACAUUAAAUUAGUUACCAAGAGGCUCAUGUCACUUAAUAAAGGAUUUUGUCAAUGGAGAGAGAUGAAUAUGAAAGAUGGAAUUAAUAAAGAUCAUGUAAGAUCAAAAAUCUGAUUCUUUAACUUAAACAAAAACAAAGCACAGAACUCAAUGCUUUAUAGUAAAGGAUUCUUUCAGGAUAAGAGGAACAACGAAAGAUUAGAUCAUAGGAAUUGGAGAAGUAUAUUUAUAAUUUAAGAAUAGAUUAUUAUAAAAGUAUUAGAAUGUCAGAAAGGAAUUGAGCAGUUAAUAGAAUUAAGAAAUCACAAGACUUGAUAAAUCAAUGAAAACUUAAUCAAUUAUGUAGUAAUCAAGAAUGAACUCAUCCAAAAUGUAGGGUUCUGCAAUGAAAAAAGGGGAUGAAGAAAAUUACUAUAUAAAAUGA
Molecule: messenger RNA, 932 nt
Organism: Paramecium octaurelia
Lineage: Eukaryota; Ciliophora; Oligohymenophorea; Peniculida; Parameciidae
Source: the annotation of a GenBank genome assembly